AUGGUCGUGCUUACCGACAGCUCACCCUGGAAGGAGGCAAUCGCCGCACGCAAUCAACGCACCUCCCCGCUGCUCAAGCUACCCGGUGAAUUACGGAAUCGGAUCUACGGUUACGUACUCGGCACGCCAACCUGGUAUGUCGGUAACUCUCACCAGAAGCGAGAUGCCAACGACAACGUGUACGAGGUCUUCCAACUCUACGAGGAGACUCAGCGAGGGCACUAUAGGACUAAGCCGUCCUUUGGCCCGCCGUUGCUGGGAGUGUCGCGCCAAAUACAUCUUGAGGCAUGGCCACUCUUGUACGCAUUGAGCACCUUCCAGGUCGGACACUCUAGACCUUUCUUCAUCUGGAUUGAAUCACUGCCCGACGUUGCGCGGUUGGCUGUGUCCUCAGUCAGCUUGGGUGAGAUGACCCUUAAGGACCACGUUGACGACCCAAGCGUGGAUUUCGACUUGGACGACAACGAUUACCCCCGCACGUCAUUCCCUCCUCUCGACAUCCAUCAAGUCCCUGCGAUCCAAUCUCACUGGGACUAUAACAUCUUUGCAUCCCUGGGUGACCUGUACUGGAAACUACCCGGCCUGAAGCAUCUUCGCAUGACUGUCCGUGUGUAUUACGGCAGAUAUCGGCAGGGCUUCCAAUACAGACGAGUCGAAGACGAAGAGAUGGAGGCUAAGCUGCGCCCAGAGCUAGCCCAAGUCUUCGCACUCCCCGAUGUACACGUUGACGUGGAGUUCGUCCUUUACAAAAGCUAA
Molecule: messenger RNA, 756 nt
Organism: Alternaria ethzedia
Lineage: Eukaryota; Fungi; Ascomycota; Dothideomycetes; Pleosporales; Pleosporaceae
Exons: 2
Coding region: 1-756 (251 amino acids)
Source: RefSeq, a predicted model, not a curated record